UUGACGUGGCAAAGGAGCUUAAGUAAUUGUAAUGUGCGCAUCCCAAAUGGGAACGCACUCUACUCUUACGAACCAAGAGGGACACCUCAUAAUUCCCACAAUAGUGAUAUGGAUGAAUAAACCUUCGGUUUUGCGCCCAUCCUCUAUUGUGGAAGUAUGAGGAUACCCGCACCAACACCACCCUAAGCCAAGGUGUUGAGGUACCCGUGCCGAUGGCUGAAUGGUCAGCGGGCGGUAAUGAAUAGCUGAUCGCUAACGGUCCCCUCCGAUGCCCGGGCGAGGUCGGAUGUAUUAAAUGCCUUCUCUACGCAUACCGGCUCUGCGGACGAGUGACCAACCCUUUCCGGCCUACUCGUGGGACCAAAAAUGAACAAUGAAAAUACAACAACAACAACCAACUUGACGCCAACAACGACGAUUACGGGAACAGCUACACAACUACCGACAUAUCAGAAUCCAAUAAUCAAAUCGGAGGAGGACGACCUAAUCGCCUUCAGCCAGGAGACGAUUAAGAGUACUACCGAACGUAUCAGUAACAGCACACCGGUAGUGACAGCAGCGGAAACCGCCAAACCAAAAGUGGAAGCCUCCACUUCCAAAGCUGCCAUUGCCACCCACCAAAGUGCGCUGGUAGCUAAAGUAGACAACCACCACAAGAAACGUAAAAAAACACAGAAUCAACUGAGGAAACGCCGGUACCAGCAAGCAGUCUUUAUACUUGGUAAGAAGGCCAAAGAUCAGGCAGCCGGAAUCCCAGUAGAUGAGGACGAAAUCAAGCGUCUUAAACAGAUAGUGGAGGAUUACGAAAGCUUCCUGAAAGGGAAGCAAUCCGAACCUCAAAACGAAAGUACAAACCAGAGAAGUUCCCUAAAAAGGAAUCGCCCAACCACCGAAUCGCAAGGCACUCUGCCCAAAAAACCUAGGCGGAGUGAAGGGGAACAAAGCAGCUCAACAGCGGCAAGACAUUUCUGCGAUGUAGCCAGAGAUAGCCUACAAGUAGCCGUUAUAGACGGCAACUCCUCCUCACCAAGCACAGUGCAGGAACGAUGGGUAGAGAUCGACGUCAGAUUGUCGAGUAUGGUGCUAAGCUAUGUACUCGACAAUCCUGAGGGUCCUUACCCAGAGUUUGACUCCUCUGAAACCGUUAGGGGUUACAGGGUCAUCAAAUGCGCGGACCAGAGCUCUCUAGAUUUCUUAACGGGUAGCGUUGCUAAAAUUAGCAACGCCUUUGUAGGCCUCCAACUGAGGCUUAUACCCGCCAAGGAUAUCCCGAAGAGACCUCGUGCUCGCAUUUGGCUACCCCCGCUAGCGGACCCAGGCGAAAAACUCCUCAAGUGUAUUAAGCUGCAAAACAGAGCUAUAUCAGGCAUAAAUAAGUGGCAGCUGAUUAAGGAGGAGAAACCAAACAAAGCAAGUAGACCAAUUCUAGUGGCGAUUUGCGAUGAGUCCAUAGAGGCUCUUACGAAGGCUGACAACAAAAUCAGCUUCGGCAUUCGCAAGGCUAGGAUAAAAAUCUUCCAAGGCGACAAAGCGGCUGACGAAGACGACACGGACGAGGUCGACGACGCUAGCCAGCUGCUAAGGAACGGGGACAUCAAGGAAAUGCAAGACGAACAAUAGCCUUAGAUAUGUGCAGAUAAACCUGCAGCACUCGAAUAGUGCUACAGCCAAUCUGACAACCCUCAUUAAGGAGAGGGGCAUCGACAUCAGCCUUAUACAGGAGCCAUAGGUUAAUGAAGAUACCAUUAAAGGGCCAAACAGCAGUAACUGUAACAUUUUUUACACACGUAACGAAGCACAACAGAUAUCACGGUGGUAAAGGUGGAGCAAAAGAAAAACCAUUUCUUCUUGGUCUCAGCGUACAUGGCUCAUGACGUGGACAUACCACCGGCAUCACUCAUUAGAGUAAUCGAGAACAAUAAAAAAGGAUGAUUUCCUAAUAGGGUGUGAUGCCAACGCAAAGCACACCUUAUGGGGAAGCUCCAAUACAAACACCAGAGGAAUAAACUCUCACCUCAUCAAGUUUUUUUCGUGAUGCAGUACGUAUUUGGUUGCAGUUCUAUUCUAUCAUUUCCAAUAUAUAAAAAUUGUAUUACAUCUUAGACCGGAUAUAUUUUUUAUGUUAGAUGUUGCGUUUUGUUUGUUAUGAAUCUUGUGCGUGAAAAUAAAUAAAAAUAAAAUUUCCUAUAA
Bactrocera tryoni is the source of this 2190-nucleotide messenger RNA. RefSeq lists its product as uncharacterized. Bases 367 to 1620 code for a protein of 417 amino acids. The record is from RefSeq and is a predicted model, not a curated record. Lineage: Eukaryota; Metazoa; Arthropoda; Insecta; Diptera; Tephritidae. The transcript is spliced from 3 exons.